AUGUCUGACGAGAAAAAGGGAGAAAGCGAACACAUCAACUUGAAAGUCUUAGGUCAAGAUAAUGCCAUUGUGCAAUUCAAAAUCAAAAAACACACUCCAUUGAGAAAAUUGAUGAAUGCUUAUUGCGAUAGAGCGGGUUUAUCAAUGCAAGUGGUGCGAUUCAGGUUUGACGGGCAGCCAAUCAAUGAGAAUGACACGCCAACAUCACUGGAGAUGGAGGAAGGAGACACAAUAGAGGUUUACCAACAGCAGACUGCAAACACAGCUCAAUACGCACAUUACGUGUUCAACACGUUGGACCAAGACAGAAGCGGCUUAUUAAGUUUUGAGGAAUUCGUGACGGGUCUCUCGAUAUUAUCUAGGGGAACCUUAGAAGAAAAGUUGCGCUGGACAUUCUCACUGUAUGAUAUAAACGGCGACGGGUGCAUCACUAAAGAAGAAAUGACUGAAAUAGUGACAGCUAUUUACGACCUGAUGGGGAAAAUCGUCGAACCCCUUGUCGACGAUGAUGUGGUCCAAGAAAAAGUAGAGCGACUUUUUCAAAAAAUGGACUUAAACCGAGACGGUGUGCUGACGCUAGAUGAGUUCCUGGACUGCUGCAUUCGAGAUGAAGACAUUUCAAGGUCAAUGGGCGUGUUCGACAGCAAUUUCUGA
Arctia plantaginis is the source of this 654-nucleotide messenger RNA. The record is from the annotation of a GenBank genome assembly. NCBI's taxonomy places the organism in Eukaryota, Metazoa, Arthropoda, Insecta, Lepidoptera, Erebidae.